This is a messenger RNA of Hemisphaericaspora subhashii, 591 nucleotides long. RefSeq names its product H(+)-transporting V0 sector ATPase subunit c''. Gene Ontology annotation, biological process: proton transmembrane transport. Gene Ontology annotation, cellular component: proton-transporting V-type ATPase, V0 domain. NCBI's taxonomy places the organism in Eukaryota, Fungi, Ascomycota, Pichiomycetes, Serinales, Debaryomycetaceae. Gene Ontology annotation, molecular function: proton-transporting ATPase activity, rotational mechanism. The transcript has a single exon. The record is from RefSeq and is a predicted model, not a curated record. Bases 1 to 591 code for a protein of 196 amino acids.
AUGGCAUACACAUCAACGCUUGUCAUAGCAUCCCUAUUGACAGUAGGAGGAUAUAUGUUAUUCACAGGUUCAGGUGAAGCAUUCAAUGUUGGAGAAUUUCUAGAAACUACAUCACCAUACAUGUGGGCCAGUUUAGGUAUUGCAUGUUCAAUAGGUCUUUCAGUAGUUGGUGCGGCAUGGGGGAUUUUCGUUACUGGUUCUUCAAUUCUUGGUGCUGGUGUUAAAGCACCUAGAAUCACUACUAAGAAUUUAAUUUCAAUUAUUUUUUGUGAAGUUGUGGCUAUUUAUGGAUUAAUUAUGGCAAUUGUGUUUUCAUCAAAAUUGACAAGUGUACCUUCAAAAGAUUUAUUUACGAAAGAGAAUUUAUAUACUGGAUAUUCAUUAUUUUGGGCUGGUUUAACUGUUGGUAUCUCAAAUUUAAUUUGUGGUGUUGCGGUGGGGAUUACUGGUUCAACUGCUGCUAUCAGUGAUGCUGCUGAUUCUUCACUUUUCGUCAAGAUUUUGGUGGUUGAAAUCUUUGGAUCUGUUUUAGGUUUAUUCGGAUUGAUUGUUGGAUUAUUGAUGACUGGUAAAGCUCAAGAAUUUAGCUAA